Messenger RNA from Strongylus vulgaris, 578 nucleotides. NCBI's taxonomy places the organism in Eukaryota, Metazoa, Nematoda, Chromadorea, Rhabditida, Strongylidae. The record is from the annotation of a GenBank genome assembly.
AUGGACCAUAGUCCGGAGGCGGGAAAAACCGUGGAGUGCGAAGUCGUUCCAGAUACGGUAUGCAAUGGUGGAGAUCCUUAUGCUGCAUGGAGGUACUGGACUAAGACGGGUAUCGUCACAGGAUCUAAUUAUACAACGAAUGCUGGUUGCAAGCCUUAUCCAUUCCCACCAUGUGAACAUCACUCGAACAAAACACAUUACGAUCCUUGCAAACACGAUCUAUUCCCAACUCCAAAAUGCGAGCGAACAUGUGUCCCAACAUACAAAGAUAGAAGCUAUGAUGCUGACAAGUAUUAUGGUCGUUCUGCUUAUGGGGUCAAGGACAAUGUUGAAGCCAUCCAGAAAGAGAUAAUGACUCAUGGACCCGUUGAAGUGGCUUUCGAGGUCUAUGAAGAUUUCUUAAAUUAUGCUGGAGGAGUCUACGUGCAUACAGCUGGUAGACUCGGUGGAGGACAUGCUGUAAAGAUGAUCGGAUGGGGUGUUGAUCAGGGAGUAGACGAAUGCGGCAUCGAAUCUGGUGUUGUUGGUGGCAUCCCGAAGCUAAAUGAAAUUCCUUUCAGGAGGUUGGAAUUUUAAGG